Drosophila busckii is the source of this 1141-nucleotide messenger RNA. It is a transcript of the gene 7B2, whose product is annotated as neuroendocrine protein 7B2. The record is from RefSeq and is a predicted model, not a curated record. NCBI's taxonomy places the organism in Eukaryota, Metazoa, Arthropoda, Insecta, Diptera, Drosophilidae. Gene Ontology annotation, cellular component: secretory granule. The transcript is spliced from 2 exons. Gene Ontology annotation, biological process: neuropeptide signaling pathway; regulation of hormone secretion. Gene Ontology annotation, molecular function: enzyme regulator activity. The coding region runs from base 97 to 918 and encodes 273 amino acids.
GUCGAGAACGUCACACAUAGAUACAGAGCUAGUGAUACACACAGAACCGAAAAAUCAAUAAGUUAACAAUAUUGCUUACGUUGCAUUAACUGUUCAAUGAAUGACAAUAUGUUGGAAGAAUAUAAAGCUGUGAGCGUUCUGAUCGCCUACAUAACAUUAUUGUUGGGCGCCAACGCUGAAAUACAUUAUGAGCAAAAGAACAAUAUAUUUUCUGAUGCCUUGCUCAAUGAUUUGCUGAUGCGUAUGGACAACGACAUGCAGGCUGGCUAUUAUGAUGCCGAUAAUGAGGGUGAAAUGGCCGCUGCGCCACCCAAGGAUAAUGUAGAUUUGGUGUCGCGUUCAGAGUAUGGCAGACUGUGUGACGGAGAUGCCGAUUGCCUAUUGCAAUCAAGUCGCAAUCCUUCGCUGCGCGACCACGAAUUUAUGCAGCACAGCUCCCUGUGGGGACAUCAGUAUGUGUCCGGCGGCAUGGGUGAGAUGCCCAAUGGCUACAACAUUGUUAAGACCGAUGCCAGCUUGCCCGCCUACUGCAACCCACCCAAUCCUUGCCCUGCUGGCUAUGACAUGGAACAACAGGCUGGCAAUUGCAUUGCUGACUUUGAUAAUACAGCCAUCUAUAGUCGUGAAUUCCAGGCAGCCCAGGACUGCACUUGCGAUAGCGAGCAUAUGUUUGAUUGUGCUGACCAGGAGAACGCUGGCCCUGACGGUGAGAGCGCUGAAAUCCGAGAUAUUCAAAAGUUUUUAAUGGAUCAGUUCGGCAAGGGCAACGGUGUGGAUAGAGCCAAUGCUGUGGCCAAGAAGGCUGCACGCGACGCUGGGCAGCUUAACGUGGAUGUUUUGCCAAAUCCUUUCCUGCAAGUCGGCCCAGGUGACCGUCUGCCAAUCGCUGCCAAAAAGGGCAACAUGCUUUUCCAUUAGAUAACAUACUCAACUACAUACAUGUAACCGCGCUCGUUAUCAAAUAAUCUUGACAGUUUUAGCAAGAGCAUAAAUUAUAAACGAUUCUCUGUGUCUAUUAAUACUUAUCAUAGAUGUUGCCCUCCCGCGCUAAUGCGAUAUGCGUAGAUGACGCUUCCAAGUAGUACCCACAUACAUAAAUAAUAUAAUCCAUAAUAAAACGAGGGCUCAAAGCCGAAACAAA